Molecule: messenger RNA, 2654 nt
Organism: Pieris brassicae (large cabbage white)
Lineage: Eukaryota; Metazoa; Arthropoda; Insecta; Lepidoptera; Pieridae
Product: phospholipase A2 group XV-like
Exons: 6
Coding region: 460-1689 (409 amino acids)
Biological process (GO): lipid metabolic process
Source: RefSeq, a predicted model, not a curated record
AUCAAUUAUGUUACAUAAAAGAUUUUAAAAAUGCGAAACUCGGCGACACUUAGAUGUAACUGGUGUUUCGUAAUCAUAUUAUAAUAGUAUAACGUAGCGUACAUAUAUUUAAAAUAUCAAAUAUUUAUUAAAUACCUUGCUUACGUUCUGCUGCUUAUACUAUAAGUCAUCCUCGCAUGUAAAAUUUUGUAAUUGAAUAUCUAGACAAUAAAAAACAAUAUCCAUGUUGUUGUAAACAAACAUCGCUGAUUGUUUAGCUACUUAUGUGUUAUCAUUGUUCACGUAUACAACAUCGCACGAUUAUAUCGUCACCAGUUAUUGUGAUUCUUCGGUUGUGCCCUGUAGUCGGUUCGAGUCGGUCGAGCCAUAUAAAUUGCGUAAACUGGUCGAAGAAAAUAUAAUGUGACUUGAAUCUUUUCUUGAAAAGUAUUCUUGAAUUUCGCGUUAUUCUUGAAGACAAUGCGGGGCACUAAAUUAGGUGUUUUUACUUUAACUGUAUUUUGUUUAUUUGCAAGAAAGUCUUUGGGAUUAUCGCCAGUUAUUUUAAUACCUGGAGACGGGGGAAGUCAACUGGAAGCUGUAUUAAAUAAAUCUGAGGUUGUACAUUAUAUAUGUGCAAAAACAUCCAAUGAAUACUUUAAUAUUUGGCUAAAUUUAGAACUUUUGGUGCCAUUUGUGAUUGAUUGUUGGGUGGAUAAUACUAGAUUAGAUUAUGAUAAUGUAACAAGGACCACAAAAAAUCCUCCUGGUGUAGACAUAAGGGUGCCAGGAUGGGGAAACCCUGAGCCUGUGGAAUGGUUAGACCCGUCUCAUGACUCUGCUGGUGCUUAUUUUAAUAGCAUAGGUGAUGCUCUUGUCAAAAUAGGAUAUGUGAGAAACCAAACACUUCGUGGUGCACCUUAUGAUUUUAGGAGGGCACCAAAUGAGAAUGGGGAAUUUUUUGUAAAAUUAAAAUCACUUGUUGAAGAAACAUAUAAUAUGAAUAAUAAGUCGCAAGUGACUCUGCUUGUACAUAGCAUGGGUGGGUCAAUGGCUCUACAUUUCCUGAGACUGCAGUCACAGGCAUGGAAGGAUCAGUAUAUAAGAAGAUUGCUGUCUUUAUCCACUCCCUGGGGUGGAGCUAUGAAAGCAUUGAAAGUGUUUGCUAUUGGGGACGACCUCGGUUCUCUCAUGCUGCGCGAAAGUACAAUGCGUACGGAGCAGAUCACCUGUCCCUCACUUGCGUGGCUGCUUCCCUCACCCAACUUCUGGAAGCCUACUGAAGUCCUAGUACAGACUGAUAAGUUCAACUAUACCAUCAACGAUUUACAAAAGCUGUUCACUGACAUGGACGUUCCAAACGCGUGGGAGAUGCGCAAAGACACGCAACAAUUCACUCAAGACUUCUCAGCGCCAGGAGUCGAAGUACACUGCGUCUAUGGGUACAACAUCUCUACAGUCGAAAAACUCGUAUACAAGCCGGGCACGUGGCUGGAUGGCUACCCAACUCUGAUAAUGGGAGACGGUGACGGCACCGUCAAUCUACGAUCCCUUAGCGCUUGCGAGCACUGGGCCAAGCGGCGAGGCUUAACAACGCUCAAUAAAAACAAGCCAAUUAAAUCCGUGCCUUUAAAGCAAGCAGAGCAUCUGAAGAUACUCCACGAUCCACGAGUACUGGACUAUAUUACUACGGUAAUGAAAAAUGAUUAAAAUCUAUCGGGUAAAGUAUUUAGGGUAAACUGGUGCAUAGUGAAUUUAGCGUAUUGAAAUCGAGUUUAGUCCUCAGUUUAUAAGUGAAUUAGAAGAUUUUAUUAGAAUAUUGUAUUUAGUUGUAAGAUUUAAAAAUUGCAUAUACUACUGUCGGUACUAAAAGUAUCGAUAUUUUCAAGCGCAUUGUUAACGCUAAAUUAAUUAAUAUUUUGUAUGUUUGUUCUUAAAUAAUAAUUAAUAUAGAAACUGUCAAUACUCAUUUCGUAGUUACCAUAAAGUUGCCGAUUCAUUGUCGUGCAAUUUUUUUCCUUGGAUGUUAGUUUAAAAAAACGUAAAAGUUAUUUUAAUACCAUUUUUGUCCAAAAUGGUAAUAUUUCAUAAUAUUGACGUAAUUUUUUUCAUUUUAAUUAUUUUGUUUCAUUAUAAAUGUAUAUUAAAAAUAUACUUACGUAGAAUAGAAAAACAAUUUCAGUGUAUGGUGAAACUUUCAAAUAAUUUUAAGAAUGUUCACAAAACACCGUUAAAUAAGCUCUCUUAAAAAUACUCUCUAACGAAUAAUAUUAAAUGAAUCUCAACUACGUGUAAUAUUAAUCUAAGCUCUUCCGGCUGUGAUAAAUGCUCAUUGUCCUAGUAUUGAGCACUGUUUUCUGACGGGCCCUAGACGUUUUGCAACCUAAAAAUGUACUUACAAAAUUUGUCACUUUUGAGGUCCUUUCAAGUGUUUUUUUUUUGUUUCUGCUACUUAUAAAACUAUUAGUAAACAUAUCGUAAACCUUAAUUACGUGACCGUAAAGCAUUAUCUGUAAUUUUACAUCGCAAUGACAAAAUCAAAAAAUCCUUUUACGGGCCUCAAAAUUUCAUAACAUCGCCUGCGUCCAAUAUCUGUAUGAAAAUGUGUUUCAUACUAAUAUUUACGUCAGUUAAAAUCAUCGUGUUAACGGAACUCAAAUAAAAAAAUAAACAAA